GAUAUCAAUUACUCGGUCGUAUUGCAUUUUUAUAUCUACAAAUUUGUUUUUCAACUUGACUGAACUUGCGUCACGAACUCAAUUUCCGUUAGAACGCGCAGCUAUCUUUUAAUUUUCUUCGUUUCUUUCCUCAUUGCAUCAGUCGAUCAUGUUUUUUGUCAUUUGUCACGUUUUGUCAAUUAAACAAAAGCGCACUAUGUAAUUCGUACGCACGAACCACCGCUGUAUUGUCAAUAAUCGCAAGCUAUUGGGUGUACGCCUAAAGUCUGCGUGAUCCGAACAAGCCUAUAGAUGUAUCCGAAUGGUGCGCAGUGCUUCUUUUCGAUCCGAUCUUCUUGUGCGCUAUUCGCCGAUGCGGCAAACGAUGAACAAGUAACAAAAUUCACGGUACUUUUAAGCUCUAUGAAAAUACCGUAGAGCGUACGCCUACUCUUGCGUGCAGUGGCGCACAUCGCUAAACGUUGAAGCCGUCAAGCGAGAACCAUUCGAUGGUAACUUCGGCGACGCGCGCGCGAGCGUUCCGGAUCACUUGAUUUGAACUUGAGAAAAUCGGCUACGACGGAAUUAAUAAAGCACUUCGUUUUGAAUUCACCCAAAUUGUUCUCGUCUUAAGCUGUAGGCAUGCAAUUUUCGGAUCGAGCGCGUGCCACUCGGCACAGUUCAUCCGACGACUGAUCGAACGCGAGCAUUCAUUUCGUGCGAUCGCUCGCAGUGAAAUCGCCGGGAAAUCGACAAGCAGACUUUGCCGUCGUUGAGCAACGAUUUCGUCGUUCUUCGGCGCGGCGAAGGCAUAAUCGGAGAGAGCGCGAGAAGAGUGCGGGACGGCGCCGAGAUAAACGGCGCCAAGUCAAACACUCGACUGUCGUAAAUAAACAAGUGAGCAGAUCGCGCAACUGCGGCAGGGCAGUCAGAGCCGCGAGCUCGGGAAUGACAGGCUCUUUUGUUUGGCGCGUGUGCGCACUGCCGGCAACCGGCCGGGGCGCAUUGCCACAGCAACCGGGCGGCGCCGGUCAAUCAGCGAGUCGUUUGUCUCGGCCUCAGCAGCGCGAUCCCCCGUGCACAGCAGCGCCUUCGCACACUGUCCGCCUCCGACGCCCGCAGCCCGGAACGACAGCGCGUUUCGAAGACAGGCCGUCCAGUCGAAUCGCCCAACCGUGGAUCGCUCGGUCGAGCCGAGUCGCGGCGCGGCCAGCAGGGGCCGCAAGUCCCGGCGCCGGCGGCCUAGGAACGGCGCAGGCCCCAAGCCGGCCAGCCCCAACGCCGGCGGCGGCGGCGGCGGCGGCCGUCGCGGCCGCCGCCCGUCGCCCAGCCGGCCGAUGGGCGCCGCGCCCGGGGGGGCCGCGGCCGCGGGCCAGCGCGAGCCGCAGAAGAACGCCAGCCAGACCUCGUGCGCGUCGGCGCCGCUGCCCGGCUGCUCGCGGCCGGUGCGCGCGCCCACGCGGCCGCGCUCGCUCUACGCCGUGCACUCGUGCACCGCCCAGCCGCAGCACCACCAGCAGCCGCCGCCGCCGCCGCCGCCGCCGCCCCCGCCCCCGCUGCCCCUGCCCGAGGACUACCAAGUGACUGCUAGGCCCGGCGCUCGCUCGCAAGUCGGUCAACGACGGCCCCGUCCGCGUCCGUUGCAGAGGGGCGGCGAGCUGGCCAAGUACCUGGAGGCGGGCGCCGCGGCCGCCGCGGACCAGUGGCCCAGCGGCCUGGCCGGCAUCCCGAGCAGCCUGUGGCGCCAGCCGCGGCCCAAGCCCGGGCCCUGCUACGCGCCGGCUGACGAGUGCUGCCUGUACGCGGCGCCAGACCUGUGGCGCGAGGCCGAGGUCGCGGAGCCGAUGCUGGCCCACGCCGGCCACGCCGGCCACGUCGGCGGCGCGCUCGCCACGCCCCACGGCACCAUCUCGCUGCGGCUACACAGCAAGCUGCGGCUCGACAUGAGCGUCGACCGGGCCGUGCGCCUCAUCAACUUCAAGAACAACGUAGUGCUCUCGCUCAGCGGCUCUGGCUCGGCCUCGGCGCUGCUGCACCCCAACGGCCGCGUCUUCCAGUACGGCUCGCGCGUCGAGAUCCUCGCCCACGACCUCCACGGCAACAACAAGUACGCCAAGAUGUGGUACAAGGGCGUCAGCUUCACCUCCGAGCAAUGCGCGCUGGUCUACCUGGUGGACGCCGCCGGCACCAGAACCACCACCGACGCCUUCUCGAACAUGAGCCAGGACUUUUCCGUGGACGUGUUCUACGGCGAAUCGAGGCACGGCCCGGCCUGCGUCCAGGAAGCCGCAGCCAUACUGGCCGCCGCACAGUACUGGCUCUCCGACGAGGGAGUCGACAACUGGAUCAUCAACAACGUACGAAUCUCGCAGACUCCCGACGGCCUUGUCAGGAUUGCCCGAAACAGCAACAAGUACCAGCUGCGCACGUCGCCGAGCAACGGGACGGCGUCCCUCACCACUCCGUUCUUGCACUGCACGGCGUCGUUGGGCCAAACCUCGCACUUGUUCGUGCGACGGGGCGAGAGACGCAUGCAUUACGAUGGUACCAGUUUCAUUGUUAGAAACGCCGGGCACAGCGCCGGAUUUGACGAUAACAAUCAGCUCAAAGUUUACUGAUCGCGUCGCAUUUUUUACGCGCGGAAUCGAUGACAGUCUAUGGUUUCCGCCCUGCCAACCCUCCUCCUCUCUGCACACACUUUGUACUAUUAAUUUACACGCGUUGAUCAAGCAAUUCAAGACAGCAAUCAAAAUGAGU
Molecule: messenger RNA, 2736 nt
Organism: Phymastichus coffea
Lineage: Eukaryota; Metazoa; Arthropoda; Insecta; Hymenoptera; Eulophidae
Gene: fest
Source: RefSeq, a predicted model, not a curated record